AUGCCACCAAUUCGCAAUAAAAACGAAAAGAAUUUAGCAGAACAUAAAUUGUCUCAAUUUGAAGAGGAAUCACUUGUCAAAUGGGUACUCGAUCUAGACAAACGUGGAUUACCCCCUCGGCACUCUCUUGUUGGAGAGAAAUGGGUCUAUAAUCUUGUCAAACGUCGCCCAGAGAUUGAAUCAAAAUUUUCACGGAAAUAUAACUACGAGCGUGCUAAAUGCGAAGAUCCGAAGUUAAUCCAAGAAUAUUUUGAUCGCGUACGAGAGGUUAUAUCAAAGUACGGAAUCUUACCAGAAGAUAUCUACAAUUUUGAUGAGACUGGCUUUGCUAUGGGACUCUGUGCAACCGCAAAGGCAAUUAAUUCAACUGGAUGGGCCCUGCCUUCAUACAUCAUUUUCAAGGCAAAGAAAUAUACUCGGUUAGGCUGGUUUGAGGAUCUUCCUGAUGACUGGAGAAUCAAUAUCAGUGAUAAUGGAUGGACUACAGAUAAGAUUGGGUUAGAAUGGCUUAAAACCCAUUUUAUUCCUCUUACUAAUGGCCGUGCAAUGGGAAAUUAUCGCAUGUUAAUUCUUGAUGGCCAUGGAAGUCAUUUGACUGCUGAAUUUGACCGUACAUGCACUGAGAAUAAUAUUAUUCCAGUCUGUAUGCCUCCUCAUUCUUCACAUCUUUUACAGCCUCUUGAUGUUGGCUGUUUUGCUGUUUUAAAGCGACAUUAUGGACAGCUUGUUGAGCAGCGAAUGAGGCUUGGAUUCAAUCAUAUUGAUAAACUUGACUUUCUUACUGCAUUCCCAAAGGCUCGUACGAUGGCAUAUAAAGCCCAAACUGUUCGGAAUAGCUUUACAGCAACUGGAUUAGUACCAUUCAAUCCAGAUCGAGUUUAUCAACAGCUUACUGUUCGAUUGAAGACUCCAACACCCCCUCCAUGUCGAUCAAGUGAUACACAAUCAUCCUGCUUGCAAACCCCUCAAAACGCAUGUCAAUUUAAGCGCCAAAUGACUACUAUGAAGAAGAGAAUAAGCCGGCAUACAAGGAGUUCAUCUGAGGCUAUUGGUGAAGUGUUUACACGGGCAUCAAAGGCUUAUGAGAUGAGUAUUAAUAAGCUUACAAUUGCACAGAAGGAACUCCAUGAUCUACGGGCUGCACAUGAGAAGGAGAAGCAAAAACGUCAAAGAUCUAAGCAGCAAAUAUCUCAUGAGCAGGGAAUUACCAGAGAGGAAGCUCAAGCACUCGUACAAGGUCGGGUUGAAGCAUCCCAAGCUGUUACUACUGCUCCGGCCGAGCCUGAGCUUCCAGUCUGUCAUCCACCUGUACGACGUCAAUUUCGCUGCAGUGGUUGUGGUGUUGCAGGACAUAAAAUAACCGGAUGUCCUAAUCGUAUUAGGAAUUGAUUUUUUGUAUAUAAUUAGUAUGUGGGUUAGAAAUUGAGAUUUGAGAUC
Molecule: messenger RNA, 1437 nt
Organism: Talaromyces stipitatus ATCC 10500
Lineage: Eukaryota; Fungi; Ascomycota; Eurotiomycetes; Eurotiales; Trichocomaceae
Exons: 4
Coding region: 1-1389 (462 amino acids)
Cellular component (GO): nucleus
Molecular function (GO): DNA binding
Source: RefSeq, a predicted model, not a curated record